CAAUUAUUUUAAUAAAAAAACAUUAGACGUAGGUAUUUGUUUUUUUUUUUACAGAGUCAGACAGUAUUACAGUACUCUAGUUUUCGAACGUACACUAAACAUCCGAUUAGACAUUUUUAUUUCAUUUGACAUUGACACUUUUUGUAUGACGUGUGUAUUGUAAACAUUGAAAAAAUACGAAAACUUUCAAUUGAAAUUCCUGCUAAUAUUCAUUAAUCGUGAAAGCACAAUGGAUAAGCCGCUGUACGAUAAUUCUACUAUGUUAAAAGCAGUAAUACUUAUAGGGGGACCGCAGAAAGGGACCCGCUUCCGGCCUCUAUCUCUUGACACUCCAAAGCCUCUAUUCCCAAUAGCCGGAGUACCGUUGAUUCAGCAUCACAUUGCUGCCUGUGUCAAGCUACCUCAAGUCCGGGAGAUCCUCAUCAUUGGCUCUUACACGGCUGCAACUAUGGCACAGUUUGUUGGUGACAUGCAUAGAGAAUAUUCUGUUGCUAUUAGAUACCUCCAAGAGUUUACACCACUAGGCACUGGUGGAGGGCUAUACCACUUCCGUGACCAGAUCCGAGCGGGGAACCCGGCAGCUUUCUUCCUGCUCAAUGGGGACGUGUGCGCUGACUUCCCACUUAAACAGCUCUGGGAGUUCCAUAUGGAGAGGCCUAAUUCUCUGGUUACAAUUAUGGGCACAGAAGCGACCCGCCAGCAGUCAAUCCACUAUGGCUGCAUGGUGCGCGAGUCCAGUACAAAAGCAGUAACACAUUAUGUAGAGAAGCCUGCCUCGUACGUGUCGGCACUGAUCAAUUGUGGCGUUUACGUUUGCGCGCCGAGGGUGUUUCAAACUAUGGCAAAGGCUUUGGAAAGGAAAGAAGCUGACUACUACAGUGGCAACAACCAAACCACCCCAAACCCUGGUUGCAUGUCUUGGGAGCAGGACGUGUUGGCGCCGCUGGCUGGCACUAACACCCUUUAUGCUAUGCAGAUAACCAACUGGUGGUCACAAGUAAAAACUCCGGGCUCUGCCAUAUACGCCAACCGGCACUAUCUAGAACUCCAUAGAAAACAAAGUGACACACACAACAACAACAUACUGCCGGAUGUGUUUGUGCAUCCCACUGCAUGCGUUGACGACUCCGCUGUGAUCGGACCGAAUGUCUCCAUCGGCGCCGGGUGUACCAUAAAAGCGGGUGUAAGGAUAAAGGAGUCCAUUAUACUGAACAAUGCCACCAUCAGCGAACAUUCGCUCGUCAUGUACUCUGUGGUGGGUCAAAACGCAAGUGUUGGCGAGUGGUCCCGGAUAGAAGGGACCCCCUCAGACCCGGACCCCAACAAGCCAUUCGCCAAGAUGGAGAACCAGGCUCUCUUCAACGCGGACGGGCGGCUCAACCCCUCCAUCACUAUCUUAGGUGCCAGCGUGGUGGUGCCCGCAGAAACCAUCCUUCUGAACACAAUAGUGCUGCCCCACAAGCAUCUAACUAGAAGCUUUAAGCAUGAAAUCAUCCUGUAAACACACCGGUACAUCUGUUAGUACAAUCCACAGAUCCACAGACCUGCUAGCAUGAGUUCCGUCCUCGCGCGCGACUCCAUGCAUCUAGCGCGACUUCAAGUAUAGACUCGCGCGAGAACGCAACUCAUACUAGACGGUGAGGUGACAACCAAAACUAGCUAAUUACAAAAAAAAAACAAUCAAAUUUGUUUUAUUAUUACAAUACGUCUUUCGGAAUAAUCGCUUAAUGUAGCCAUAGACCGAGACGCGUGGAGGAAAGAGAGGGAAGCCUUUGCCCAGCAGUGGGACACAAUAGGCUAGCAAAAAAAAAUUGAAUAAAGUUUAUUAUGGCUCAGAACUUGUGGUAGUAAUUAGUGAGUUUUGGUUGUCACCUGACGAAAUUAUCUACUAAUUGUUUGUUUGUUACAUUGUUUUUAUAAUAAAUAGACCGCAAGCCAGGAACAGAUUUCCAUGGCCAAUAUCGGCUGUGUCAUAGUAGAAAGACCGUCAGCUGAUGCCCUGAAGGCCGUACCGCAGGUCCCACGAGUAGGUUAACCCACACAAAACGGCUUUUGGUAAAGCUCCUCGGAGUGAAACAUUAGACGUGUUUUCUAUUUCAAACGUGAGUGACCCGUUUUACUAUACAGUCAAUAUUGUAUAUAAAAUUUCAGUAUUAUAUACAAAAAAAUUAAACAAAUUACAGGGUGAAAUUGAGAGUGGGAUUAGCAACUGUCAAAGGUUUGGGUCUCUAGCUUUGUCUGUCAGAUUUGGCAUAAAGGGCCUAGCAUCCAGGCAAACUCCAAAAAAAAAACAAGUAUUGGACAAUAUGGGGAAUAUUAUGCGAAACUCUGCGUAGGGGGCGCCACUACCACAAUCCAUCACAAUCUGAGGGUCUACCGUGAAAGAAGAAAAUCGAAAUUUCGUUAUCUAACCUCUCUAUCACUCUUGCGUAUUCGAGCGAUAAAGAGGCAGAUAGCUAAAUUUUGAUUUACGCGGAUUUUCCCGGUAGGCCCUAUGUAAACAAACGUGAAAACUUGUCAAAACACAGUUUAAGGCAUAGUAUGUAUAAGUUACUCUAUGGUUUACGAUAGGUGGCGGCAGAACAUUGCAGGAAUACCCCCUAUUCCCAAAACCUAUGCUGGCACAAUCUGUAAAAUCCUGCGACUGACCAGCCCGAUUAGAAAUCACAUUUUUUACUGCACUUCUGAUUGAUUUAUUUGUAUACAUCUCGCUGGCCAACUUAUUGGUAAUAUAGUUAUUUAUGUAUUGUAGAAAAUCCUUUUAAAGGUAUAAUAGAAUAAGACUAUAAACUUACAAAGUACUGAAAGAUAUGAAUUUACCUUAACUAGAUAGUAAAUAUAAAUGUAUCUAUCACCUGAAAAAACUUAGGUAUUGUAUUUAAAUAAAUUGUUUUUUUUUUUCAAACUUGCAAUGAAAUGUUGAAAAUACUACAUAUCGGGUGCGAUGAGUGAAGAUGAUAUGUAAAGAAAUUUCAUACAGCUUUACACACCUAGGCCUGUAAGGCAACCUUCUUUUUAGGGUUCCGUACCCAAAGGGUCAAACGGGACCCUAUUACUGAGACUUCGCUGUCCGUCCGACCGUCCGUCCGUCCGUCUGUCACCAGGCUGUAUCUCAAGAACCGUCAUAGCUAGACAGUUGAAAUUUUCACAGAUGAUGUAUUUCUGUUUCCGCUAUAACAACAAAUACUAAAAACAGAAUAAAAUAAAUAUUUAAGGGGGCUCCCAUACAACAAACAUAAUUUAUUUGCCGUUUUUAUAAAUUAUGGUACGGAACCCUUCGUGCGCGAGUCCGACUCGUGAAAUUGCAACACGUUUUGGCAUUCAACCAUAAAAAAAACUUAUAAGCAUUUUGUUGGUACGUUACAUUCUGCCAUUACGCGUUUUUUUUUUGUGUAUUUUUAUUAUUACUUCAGGGUUAUCUAAAGGGGGUCGUAAAUUAGAUGAUUUUUGCGCUACGACGCACGGACACAAAAAACAUUAAAAAAACCUUAAUGGCGUACGUCGUAGCGCAAAAUAAUCAAAUUUUUAUUCCCAUCAAUACUUCACGCACUGAAUAACCUAUCCCAUUAGGACGUGAAACAAUCACCAUCAUCAUCAUAUUAUUAUUAAUAUUAAAUUGCAAGUUUGAGAAAAGCACUAUACAAAUCUCGGCGAGAAACAGGGUUGCCGGCCGCGUAUCACUAUUCGACCUCGCUACGCUCGGCCGUUUAUAUCUACUUAGUCUGCAACCCUUCGUUUCCCAGCCUCUAUAGUAAUAUUAGUAAUGUACUAUAUCCUAAACUUUUCAACACAGUGUUCAUCCAUAUUAUAAACGAUAGUCUUUCUCAUUUAUUUAUAACUAUUUAAAUUUAUUUGCACAAAGAUAUCUCUAAACAUAAAUAAAUAGAUAAAUUAAGAAUAUCUAAGUGUACUGUGUAAAAUAUAAAUAUUAUCUAAUUCUUGUAGUAGCUUAUUUUCAACUUAUAAGUACAUAAUUAAAUAUAAACUGUCGUGCAUACCUACUAACAUUGACGUAAUUUUACAGCUUAACUCAUGUGUUUUUUAGUUAAUCGCGCGACAUGUUUCGGAGAGCCUAAGUCUCCUUUUUCAUGCCCGCCUACAAUGACAGCGCAAGACCUUCCCCAACUGGCUCUCUCAGCGCGCGCGCAGCAUGCGACACGGCGCGCAGCAGUACGUGAAGCGCACCCAUUUAGUGCUUGGAAAAGGAGACCUAGGCUCUCCGAAGCAUGUCGCACGAGUGACUAAAACACUAAUAAUGUUAACGCCACCAGUCAUGGGACAUUUAAGAGAAUAUUUGGAGUAUUUUUGAUAUUCCACCGACACCUGUAGAAUUUCUACCGCUUUAUGCGUUAAAAGUUGUAUGUCCUAU
Molecule: messenger RNA, 4369 nt
Organism: Cydia pomonella (codling moth)
Lineage: Eukaryota; Metazoa; Arthropoda; Insecta; Lepidoptera; Tortricidae
Gene: Gmppa
Product: mannose-1-phosphate guanyltransferase alpha
Exons: 9
Coding region: 230-1501 (423 amino acids)
Biological process (GO): biosynthetic process
Cellular component (GO): cytoplasm
Source: RefSeq, a predicted model, not a curated record